GCGAUUGUCACGCCGUUUAAACCGUCUGAUCGCCGCUGUUUCCAGCACUGCUUCGCUAAAGCACUUGUGGUAUCUUGAAUGUGCGUGUGUGUGUCUAACUAAAGGUGGCAAUGGCAGCGAACCGAGUCGGUAGACGGUGUAACAAUAAAGUCCACUCUCCGAACCGGGGGGCAACUAGGGAAUCCGGACUCAGUAUUCAGAAAAGGCAAGCUCGUGUGACUGUAAAAUACAACAGAAAGGAGCUGCAAAGACGACUGGACGUGGAAAAAUGGAUUGAUUCUAGUUUGGACCAGCUGUAUUUGGGCAGGGAGGAACAGAUGCCCGAGGAAGUGAAUAUUGAUGAGCUGCUGGAUCUGCAGAGUGAUGAAGAGCGAAAACACAGGCUGCAGGAGAUUCUUCAUGCCUGCAGUAACAACACAGACAUGUUCAUCAAAGAGCUGGUGGUGAAGCUGCACGGGUUGCAGAAGCAGGAGGAGCUGCAGAACGACGGCAUGGAGCACACCCACAUGCGCUGAGCCCAAACGGGGCCUUCAGCAGCUGGGGAACAGGUCACCUUCAUUUCAAGUCACUCCCACUUAAACUUACUGUUCCCUGCAUGAAGCCCUUUAACUCCUCAGUCCUGUGACUGAGUACCACUUCUAAGAAGAGACCCCGUCGCUGUCAAUGAUGUCAUUGUCCCUCUCAUGUCCUCCAUGUACAUGAAAGAUUUGAUACCUCAUUGAUGAUGGGUGACAGACUGACCCAGGAUCUGAGCUCUGGUGGGGGCCAGUUCCUGAUUUUGCUUUAAUGGGUAUUGUUCAAGCAGUCAGACUGUACCUCUUUGAUUAAGCCUAUUAAGAUUGAUUUCUCUAAAGAAGGACCUUGGAAACCAUUUUGUUUGGUUCAUGUGCCAGAGUGGUACAUUGCUUGCUAAGCGUAAGCCUUUGAAUGAUGACAGAAGAAGAAUAGAGCCACAACCUUUCCCACGUAUUGCUUUUUAUAGGCUUUAAAAUGCACUUGGCACAAUAAAAAUAAUUUUAAAAAUCUGUUAUAUUUCUGUAACUCUUUCAGGUCAUAUAUCCAAAUGCAGUGUGUUUUAAUUGGAAAAUAAUACUGAAAAUGUUAAAGUCUGCAUAUCAUGGUUCCUUUCGGUAUAUUUGCUUUCUACUUUCUAGAGCUUCUUGACAAGAGCUGUACCUUUGAAUAGACGAAUCAAUGUAGUGGUGUCUUGAUACAUCCACUGUAUGUUUGGUCAACUUUCCUUUCCAAUUAAACUUGUCAUUUACUGAAAACAAAGAAAUUAAAUUCUCAUAAAAAAAACAUCGUUUCUAUAAUUAACUUUGGUGAGUAUGUUUAGUCAAUGUCACAAACACAUUAUAAUGUCAUGCUAAUGACUUGUCCAGGAUAAGUGGAUAGAGAAAGAAUGGAUAGAUGACAUACUCACCAUUGUGUAAAGCCUGCAUCAGAUAAUUGCUUUUAUUUGUCCCAGUUCCACUUACAUUUGCGUUCCAUCUGGGCCCCCGUCUGGUCAUCUGCUUCAUUAUUAGCAUUACUUAAAUGGUUAUUCUGAAAGCUAAAUUUGGGAAAAUGGCACCUUGAAAAACAAUCCUGCUUUCUGUUCUCCCAAAUCCUGAAUAUUAUAGAUUAGUCCAAAACUGAAAGGUUUAAGUAAUAUAAACAAACAUUUAGAUAAAAGAAAGCAAUAAAUGGCAAAGUAUUUUCUUCUGUCAAUGAAAUUCUGCACAAGACAUUUUUUUUAAAGUCCAGUAGUUGUAUUAGUGGGUACUGUAUGCAGUACUAAUGAGUCUCUACUUUUUAUUUUCUAAAAUUUGUAACGUUCACUUUAGCUCCAUUUUGAGAUUGACUACCAAUUCAGGGUUUUAUACAACGUAUAACCUGAGUCAUUUUAAUUGAUAGUUUUAUUUUAUAUCAGUUUUUCCCAAUGGAUGUUUUAAUAUUGUUUGAAAUGGUUAUUAUUUGUAUAUUUUUUGAAAUGAAGAAAAUGUACCUUUGAAAUGUUAUUACUGAUUGUGUUAGUUUAUUAAGACUUUUUAAAUUUCAAUUGAAUUCAUUUGAAUUAAUUUUGUGUCACUAUGAUAAAUCUCCAUGAAAUCCCAUCUUAACCAUCUUUUAUUAUGCUUGCCAUAAUAAGUUUCCCAUGUUUAUCGCUUUUUAUUUAUUAAAGUCACUGCUUCAAAACACA
Molecule: messenger RNA, 2182 nt
Organism: Paramormyrops kingsleyae
Lineage: Eukaryota; Metazoa; Chordata; Actinopteri; Osteoglossiformes; Mormyridae
Gene: ppp1r14ab
Product: protein phosphatase 1, regulatory (inhibitor) subunit 14Ab
Biological process (GO): regulation of phosphorylation
Cellular component (GO): cytoplasm
Molecular function (GO): protein serine/threonine phosphatase inhibitor activity
Source: RefSeq, a predicted model, not a curated record